Nematostella vectensis (starlet sea anemone) is the source of this 4457-nucleotide messenger RNA. Its product is annotated as urease subunit alpha. Gene Ontology annotation, molecular function: urease activity; nickel cation binding. Bases 333 to 2927 code for a protein of 864 amino acids. Gene Ontology annotation, cellular component: urease complex. The record is from RefSeq and is a predicted model, not a curated record. Gene Ontology annotation, biological process: urea catabolic process. The transcript is spliced from 26 exons. NCBI's taxonomy places the organism in Eukaryota, Metazoa, Cnidaria, Anthozoa, Actiniaria, Edwardsiidae.
AAGAACAUCGUUAAGAACAUUUUCAGCUUAAAAAUGCUAGUAGGGUGAAGAAAGCUAUAUAUUUCGUGAAGAAAAACCACCCAAAAAUCGCAUUAUACAAAAAUUUGACAACAACAAGACAUAUUCUAAGUUUCAAGACAAUUUUAUUGCAACAUUAGAAAAAAAAUCGAUACUUAAAUCCACCCGUUUUAUUCCUCAGAACAGCCGAUUCCAAGCUACGGACGAACAAGCUUCAAAACCAUUGCCUUGGGCUACCUGUGGUCAGAGGGAGGACAGAGGCCGUUACGAGUGUGAGAGCGUAAAAUAGCGACUUUAAAAAAACAGCUUUAAUAAUGAAACUAAGCCCAAAGGAACUUGAAGGAUUACUCAUUCACCAAGUCGGAUUCCUGGCACAGAAGCGCCUUGCCCGAGGAUUAAAGCUCAAUCAUCCGGAAUCAAUGGCUUUGAUAGCUUCCCAGACCCUUGAGCUUAUUAGAGAUGGAAAUUCUGUCUCAGAUGCUAUGGUGAAAGGCCAGAGAAUGCUAGGCAAAAAUCAAGUUUUCCCAGGUGUGGCUCAUCUGGUUGAGGAAGUCCAGGUGGAGGGAACAUUUCCAGAUGGGACUAAGCUGGUGACUAUCCAUAACCCGAUCUGCAGACCGGAUGGGGACUUGGAGCUAGCAUUGUACGGCAGUUUCCUUCCUGUCCCAUCCCUUGACAAAUUCCAGUCAGCCAGCAGUAAUGUGGUUCCCAUGGAGGAAGGGAGCUCAUCCCACAAGCCAGGGGAACUGGUUCCCUCCACCACGGAUGCGAUCACCCUCAACUCAGGCCGCCAAACCGUCCAGAUAAAAGUCACAAGUCUUUGUGACAGACCAAUUCAGAUUGGCAGUCAUUAUCACUUUAUUGAAGUUAACAAGUACCUCAAGUUUGACCGCGCAGCCGCCUACGGCAUGAGACUGAACAUUGCCGCCGGCACCGCAGUACGCUUCGAGCCCGGUGACGUCAAGACUGUGGAGCUAGUGGAGAUAGCGGGGAACAGGGUUAUUCGCGGAGGGAAUGGCCUCGCUGAUGGAAAGGUUUCUGCUGAUGCGCUAGCCGAUGUCAUGAAGAGGGUUGUUGAUCAGGGUUUUAAUCACCAGGAGGAGCCAAAUGUGGUGCCUCCAGUAAAAAGGCAAAGACAAGAUGACCCCUCUACUCUCAGUCAAGUGAAGAUAUCACGCGAACUCUAUGCGCGAACCUUUGGACCUACUGUUGGUGACAAGUUGUGGCUCGGAGACAGCAAUCUUUUGAUAGAAGUUGAGAAAGACUUCACGGUUUACGGUGAUGAGCUAAAAUUUGGCGGAGGAAAGGUUCUCCGCGAAGGCAUGGGUCAGGCUGCCAUGGUUACCAGCAAGGUUGCCUUGGAUACGGUUAUAACGAACGCGCUUAUUGUUGACGCCGUUACAGGAAUCGUGAAGGCCGACGUGGGCCUAAAGGACGGUCGUAUCGUUGGUAUCGGCAAAGCGGGAAACCCGGAUGUCAUGGCUGGAGUGACUGAGGGAAUGGUUGUCGGUGUCGGGACUGAAGCUAUAGCUGGAGAAGGACUGGUCCUAACUGCUGGCGGGAUGGAUGCUCACAUCCACUUCAUCUGCCCUCAGCUUGCAGAUGAAGCAAUUGCAUCUGGCCUAACUACCAUGGUCGGCGGAGGAACAGGACCCGCCACUGGCACAAAUGCAACGACCUGUACCCCCGGUCCCAACCAUAUAAGGGACAUGAUCCAGAGCACAGAUGCAUUUCCAUUAAACUUUGGCUUUACGGGGAAAGGAAACACAUCGCGCUCGGAUGGGGUUGCUGUGGAAUUGGAAGAACAGAUGAAUGCGGGAGCGAUUGGCUUAAAACUCCACGAGGACUGGGGGACCACGCCUGCUGCUAUUGACUGCGCGCUACAGGUGGCGGACAAACACGACGUGCAGAUAACGAUUCACACGGACACGCUAAACGAGUCAUCAUGCGUCGAGCAGACCAUUGAAGCAUUCAAGGGCCGCACUAUCCAUACAUAUCACAGCGAGGAGGCCGGGGGAGGCCACGCCCCUGAUAUUAUCCGGGUGUGCAGUGAGCCAAACGUACUGCCUUCCUCUACAAACCCCACCCGCCCCUACACGGUCAACACCCUGGACGAACAUCUGGACAUGCUGAUGGUCUGUCAUCACUUGGAUAAAAACUUGAAGGAGGACGUGGCUUUCGCUGAGUCGCGAAUCAGAGCAGAGACCAUUGCCGCCGAAGACAUCCUACACGACAUGGGUGCCAUAAGUAUCAUAUCCUCAGAUUCACAGGCGAUGGGGCGUGUCGGGGAAGUCAUCUGUCGAACGUGGCAAACCGCUGACAAGAUGAAGAGAGUCAGAGGGCGCCUGUCAGAAGAAAAGGGCGAGAAUGAUAACCUUCGAGUAAGACGCUACAUCGCCAAGUACACAAUCAAUCCCGCACUGGCUCAUGGGAUGGCACACCUGAUUGGUUCAGUUCAGGUCGGGAAAAUGGCCGAUCUUGUAUUGUGGAAGCCAGCUUUCUUCGGCUCGAAGCCUGAAAUAAUCAUAAAAGGCGGACAAAUCGCAUGGGCGCAAAUGGGUAAUCCAAAUGCAUCGAUACCGACUCCCGAGCCCGUCAGACCUCGGCCAAUGUUUGGAGCGUUCGGUAAAUCCGUCGGCAGGAACUCGGUGAUCUUCGUUAGCCAGAUGUGUGCCAAGAACAAAACAGCAGAGUCAUAUGGCAUCAACAAAGCCAUAGCGCCAAUCAAAGGUUGCCGGUCCGUUAAGAAGAGUAGUAUGGUACUGAACGACUUCAUGCCAGAAAUAACAGUGGACCCACAGAAUUACAAGGUUCAUAUCGCGAACAGGAGCGAUCCAAACAAGAAGGAACACAUCACAUGCGAGCCCGCGAAAACAAUCCCCAUGGCACAGCGGGUAUUCCUGUUCUAAGCGUUCUCGGGGCCAGAGCUUCUCAAAUAUGUAAUAAAUGCAUGUACACCCGGGGAAAACAAUGCAUGCAAAGAUAAGGGUUGACAUCCGGGGUAUUAGAUACUCAAAGUCUCUCCCUGAACCUCCAGGAGUCCAAACAAGGAACCUCAAAAAUGUUUUUAAGUCUUCAUGAAAUCCCACUGACCUCUUUAGCAGAGGUGACAAAACUUAUCACGAUAAAGGGAGAGGGGGCUUAAUUACAAAGAAUGUAUCGAAAAGGCAGUCAUCCCCUGUCCCCCUUAAAAAUUAUCUGCGCGCCAGAAGCGGUUUGCCAUUCAAAAUUUGGGCCGUUCAAGGAUGAUAUUUUACUGACUUUUUAAAACUUAUAGCGUUAUAUAUUUGCAUGUAUUAUAAGUUUGCAUGUUUGCAUGUUUUAUUUUUUUUCUAAAAAUCUAAGAAUAAUUUUGAAAAAAAAUGUAUGGCUAUUGUUAUGAUUGCCGAGCGAGGAACGGACAGCCAGACAGACCUUCCCGCAUCUCUUGACUUGUUGGACAGACGGAAAGCCAGCCAGACAUUCCCGCAUAUUCUCUUGACUUGUUGGACGGACGGACAGCCAGACAGACAUUCCCGCAUAUUCUCUUGACUUGAUGGACGGACGGAAAGCCAGCCAGACAUUCCCGCAUAUUCUCUUGACUUGAUGGACAGACGGUAAGCCAGACAUACAUUCCCGCAUAUUCUCUUGACUUGUUGGACAGAUGAAAAGCCAGACAGACAUUCCUGCAUAUUCUCUUGACUUGUUUGACAGACGGACAGCCAGAUAGACAUUCCGGCAUAUUCUCUUGACGCGCAAUAAAUAUUUCAAAAGUUGUUACACAUUAUCGACCGCUGUCAAUGAGAUUUUUCAUUCGUUUGUAUUCCGAUCAGAAACUUGUAAACCUUGUACUGGCUCUAUGCGAGGAAAAUUGCAUUUUAUUCUUAGAAUCCUCUUGAAUUCCUCUCGGAACAUAGGAUUCAUUACGCCGUAUAUGAAGGGAUUUAUUACUGAGGAAAUCGUGACAAGCCAGGAAUAGAAAAUAUACAUUUCUCGAGGAAAGGAAAGCUUGUCAAGCACCAUGUCGAUGAGAUCGAUUACCAACACAGGCGUCCAGCAUAGCAUGGAUCCUACGACAGUCAAGAAGAGAGUACGUGUGACUUUGAUUUCCUGGAUGUUUGGUCGAGACAAGGAAUUAUUGUUUUGUUGUAUGUUAGCUUGGAUUUGGUGACUGCGAAUAUUAUGACACACAUCGGGAUGAAAACGUUCACAUAAGCAAACAAUGUACUUGGUUGAUGAUUACUCGAUUUUUGGAAACAAAAGCACUUUCCUGGGCUGAAAGAAUAUCUCUCGCCGCUAGCAAGAUACUGAACUGGUGCGACUGAAGCCAAUAACCAAGUUCCACAAAUAUAGAGUUUUGUACGCAAUGGUGUGAACAGCAAUCGAUAAUAGUUCGUGCGUACCACUCGGAAGUACCGAUUGACAGCCAUGACUGCCAAGAGAAGUAACGAGACACUAGC